AUGCCUAGAAGGAGUAAUCGGCUAACCCCUAACCGACCAUCAACACCACAACCGCAACCACCACCAGAAAUAAACCCCUCAAUAAGUACAGUACAACUUGAAGAAAUCAUAUCUCAAAGAAUUGUUGCGGCUCUAUCUAAUGUCACAAGAGAUGGAGUUAGAAAUGAAGGCCAUGUAGGGACCACUAGAACAUGUACCUACAAAGAUUUUAUGAAUUGCGGGCCAAAAAGCUUUCAUGGAAAUGAAGGGGUAGUUAAUUUGACGAGGUGGAUAGAAAAGAAAAAAUCCAUCUUUCAAAUAAGCUUUUGUCCAGACAAUUGUAAAGUACGUUUUGCAGCAUGUACUUUCGCUGAUGCAACGCUUACAUGGUGGAAGAGCCAUGUGAAUACAAUGGGGAUUGAUAUUGCAAAUUCCAUGAAAUGGGAAGAGCUAAAAAUAAUGCUAGUAGAGGAGUAUUGUCCUAGGGUGGAAAUACAUAAGUUGGAACAAGAAUUGUGGACCCUAACCAUGAAGGGUUUAGAGAUAAAAGCUUAUACCGCUAGAUUUAAUGACCUUGCAGUAAUGUGUCCAACACUUGUAACUCCUGAAUAUAAGAAGAUUGAACGAUAUAUCUGGGGUUUAGCAUCACAAAUCAAAGGCAUGGUGAUCGCAUCAAAGCCUACGACUUAUGACAGCACCAAGAGGAUAGCUCAUCAACUAACCCUCACAGAGAUCCAAGGAAUAGAAGUAAUCUCAAAGGAUGAGUCUCCCAAAUCUAGAUCAAACAAGUGCAAGUUUAAUAAGAAGAAUCCCAAACAAUCAUCUGAGAAAAGACAAGAAGUGGCAACCAAUUAUGCAACCACAACAAGAGUACCUACGCAACCAAAAUCUUCAUGGUACAAUCAGUGCAACCGUCAACAUCCAGGUGACUGUUUUGUCUGCAUGAAGUGCAAGAAAAAGGGGCAUACCGCUAGUUACUGCAGGAGCACAACACCUGCAACAGUCAAUCAACAAACCAAUAAUGGGACAGGCCGUGGUGAAGGAAGAAAAUGCUACGAGUGUGGGGAGGUUGGACAUAUCAAGAAAGCAUACCCAAAGUUAAGGAGUCAAGGAGGCAUAGGACGUGGCAGGGUGUUUGUGAUCGGAAGUGGAGAGGCUAUCCAGGACCCUUCGGUCGUAUCUGGUACGUUUCUCAUAGAUAAUUUAUAUGCUACCAUACUCUUCGACUCUGGAGCAGAUCGAAGUUUUAUAACUCCGACAUUUAGAAAAUUGUUAAGUCAUAAGCCUAGCAGAUUAAAAGAAAUCUAUGAAGUAGAAAUCGCUAACGGACAAUCUGAGAAAACACAUGAAAUCCUAGAAAAAUGUCUGUUAACUCUUAAUAACUACCUUUUUCAUGUCAACCUCAUGCCAAUGCCUAUCGGUAGUUUUGAUGUCAUAAUUGGCAUGAAUUGGUUAUCUUCACAACGCGCCGAAAUUUUAUGUCAUGAGAAAGCCAUACGACUACCCUUACCAAACGGCGAAGCCCUGAUUAUCUAUGGUGAUAAAUCUAGGAAGAACCUCAAAGUCAUUUCUUGUACUAAGACCCAUAAAUAUGUACAUAGGAAAUGUAGCGCUUUCUUAGCCCACAUUGUAGAUAGGAAGAGAAAGACAAAAUAA
Molecule: messenger RNA, 1635 nt
Organism: Lactuca sativa (garden lettuce)
Lineage: Eukaryota; Viridiplantae; Streptophyta; Magnoliopsida; Asterales; Asteraceae
Biological process (GO): proteolysis
Molecular function (GO): aspartic-type endopeptidase activity; zinc ion binding; nucleic acid binding
Source: RefSeq, a predicted model, not a curated record